Gadus morhua (Atlantic cod) is the source of this 5731-nucleotide messenger RNA. It is a transcript of the gene mctp1a, whose product is annotated as multiple C2 domains, transmembrane 1a. Gene Ontology annotation, cellular component: synaptic vesicle membrane. Gene Ontology annotation, molecular function: calcium ion binding. Gene Ontology annotation, biological process: regulation of neurotransmitter secretion. Lineage: Eukaryota; Metazoa; Chordata; Actinopteri; Gadiformes; Gadidae. The record is from RefSeq and is a predicted model, not a curated record. The transcript has 23 exons. Bases 116 to 2998 code for a protein of 960 amino acids.
ACUGUGAUCAUCAUCGUCGUCAGUGGAAGAAGUGGUACUACGCUGUCUCUGCACACGUUGACAUCCAUUCAACACACAGAGUGGGCUCAGGCUGGCAGGUUGCUGCACAAGCACCAUGGAGGACAGGACACCCAAGGAAGAGAGCAGCGGCAGCAGCAGCACCCAUAAAGGACAAGAAUCGCAGUCUUACCAACGGAGGAUGUGGAAAAAUUUCACAGGGAAAACCAAACCGUGGCUGAGUCCGAAAUUGGGCUCCGAGCGUCGAAGUUCCGGAGGGGCAGAUGGCAGUAAGAAGGAAUCGGGUCUGUGGAUGUUUAAAAGGAAAAAGAAACAGAUGGACCGCGUCUUUUCGUCGUCCCAGCCCAAUCUGUCCAGCUCUCAUCCGCCGUCGUUCAAGGGGGGCGAGUCUCCUGGAGGUGACCCGCUCCCCGGUACCAGCGCAGGGGGUCCCAUGCAACCCCUGAUGGGGGCAGCAGCCGGACCUACAGGGAGCAAGCCUGAGCUGACCACGCACGGCAGCCCCAAGCUCGCCGUAACUCAGCUGAUUCUGUCCCAACAGAAGAGCUCCUCUCUCGGCUCGGCGUGCUUCGAGAAGCUGGUGGUGGACCCAGCUGUGUUGGCGUUGGGCGAGGAGGCUGAGUUGCGUAAAAACGCAAGCGACUCGGGCAUCAGCAUCGUGGGACCGAGUACUGUAGAAUCGCCUCCGAGGCCUUCAUGUCCAGCCAUGUUCCAGCUGGACAUCAUCCUGAAGAAAGGCAACAACCUGGCCAUCAGGGACAGGACAGGAACCAGCGACCCGUACGUGAAGUUCAAGAUCGGGGGGAAGGAGGUGUUCAAGAGCAAGACCAUCUUCAAGAACCUCAACCCGGUGUGGGACGAGAGGGUCAGCCUCCUGGUGGAGACGCUGAGGGAGCCGCUGUACGUCAAGGUUUUUGACUACGACUUUGGCUUUCAAGAUGACUUCAUGGGCUCAGCACAGGUCCACCUGGAGUCCCUGGAACAUCAAAGGAUCCUUGACUUGACCCUUGACCUCGGGGACCCACAGUACCCUGACCAAGACCUUGGCACCAUCGAUCUGGGCAUCACUCUGUCACCAAAAGAUGGGGACAUUCGAGAAACCACCAUGCUCACGGGGAAAAGUUGGAAACGGUCCAGUAAGAACCAGAGCAUGCGUCUCUCAGACGUGCACAAGAAGUCCCAGCUGUGGCGCGGCAUCGUGAACAUUGGUCUGAUCGAAGGGCGCCGCCUCAAGGCCAUGGACGACAACGGGCAGAGCGACCCCUACGUCCGCUUCCGCAUGGGCCACCAGAAGUACAAGAGCAAGGUUUUAGCUAAGUGCCUGAACCCCCAGUGGAGGGAGCAGUUUGACUUCCACCUGUACGAAGAGCAGGGUGGCUACAUAGACAUCACCGUCUGGGACCGGGACCAGGGCCGGAGGGACGACUUCAUGGGCAGGUGCACCAUAGAUCUGUCCACCCUGGCCCGGGAGCGGACCCACAAACUGGACCUCCCCCUGGAGGACGGGGCGGGCGUUCUGGUUCUCCUGGUCACCCUCACCGCCACCUCCGCCGUCUCCAUCUCGGACCUGUCGGUCAACGCGCUGGACAACCCCUACGAAAGGCACCAGAUCGCACAGAGAUACGGCCUGAUGAGGUCGCUCAUCAACCUGAAGGACGUGGGCAUGGUGCAGGUGAAGGUCCUCAGGGCGGAGGGCCUCAUGGCCGCAGACGUCACAGGGAAGAGCGACCCCUUCUGUGUAGUGGAGCUAAGCAACGACCGCCUGCAGACGCAGACCGUCUAUAAGAACCUCAGCCCUGAGUGGAACAAGGUCUUCACCUUUAACAUAAAGGACAUCCACUCCGUGCUGGAGGUCACCGUUUAUGACGAAGACCGGGACAGAAGCGCAGAUUUCCUCGGAAAAGUGGUGAUUCCCCUCCUCAAUAUCCAAAAUGGAGUACGCAAAGCCUACGCCUUGAAAAGCAAGGAGCUGACAGGGCCAACAAAAGGGGUCAUCUUUCUCGAAAUAGACGUGAUUUUUAAUGCUAUAAAGGCCAGUAUCAGGACCAUCAACCCCAUUGAGCAGAAAUAUAUCGAAGGGGAGUCCAAGAUGUCCAAGCAGCUGCUACUGCAGAACUUUAACCGCGUGCGACGCUGCGUCAUGGUUCUGAUCAACGCGGGAUGCUUCAUCAACAGCUGCUUCCAGUGGGACUCGCCGCAGCGGAGCAUCUGUGCGUUUGUGCUCUACGUUCUCGUCGUCUGGAACUUUGAGAUCUACAUGAUCCCGCUGGUGCUGCUGCUGCCGUUGGUCUGGAACUAUUUACUCAUCGCUUCGGGGAAGGAUACCAGGCAAGAUGUGCAAGCUGUGGAGGACCUGCUGCAGGAUGUGGACGAUGACUUCGACAAAGACGACAAGGACCCUAAACCUGGCUCAUGGGACGAUGGCGGACUGCCGGAAAGCCAUAUCCUCCAGGAUAUAUUGGCUUCCUGGCACUUUGAAUGGAUCCGGGUGAUGGUGGACUCGGAGAGAAAGGGCUUCAUGGACAAGCUGUAUGCCAUUCAGGACGUGUGCGUGAGCGUGCAGAAUGCGCUGGGUGAAGUGGCCUCCUAUGGCGAGAGGAUAAAGAACACAUUUAACUGGACCGUGCCUUUCGUGAGCUGGCUGGUGGUGGUGGCGUUGGGUGUGGCCUGCAUCCUGCUCUACUACAUCCCCCUGAGAUACAUGCUGCUGGCCUGGGGGGUCAACAAAUUCACCAAGAAGCUGCGAUCGCCGUACUCAAUUGACAACAAUGAGCUCCUGGACCUUCUGUCUCGAGUGCCCUCGGACGUACAAUUGGUGCAGUACCAUGAGCUGAAACUGGAUCCCAGUCUCAGUCCAAAUAAAAGGAAGAAAAACCCCCCUGGCUCGGAGGGGCUCGGCGGGAAUAUGUCUCCGGCCGUGUCAUACAUUGGUCAGGGCGAGGGCGCGUUCACACGGUCAGGGCCCGCUCUGGCCCAGUGACAUGUAGAGCGAGCCGGUGUGUCCCUGUGUUUGAUAGCAAACAAGCCUUACACUACUUUUACAACCCUCGGUAUCAUCCUGUUUUUGUAUUUUAUUUUGUAAUGUUUUUUAUUUUUAUUUGAUUGUGGUCAGUCGCUCUUGGUGAUAUGUGUAUGGGUCGAACUCUGCUUUUAUUAACUACGACAUGGGCUGAGUGGAUGCUGCUUUGACUUGCUUUAUGUUCAGUGGCCGAUCAUUUGUGUCAUUCUGCUUUACUGCUCACUAGCCCACAUUAUAUAUUAUUCCAUGGGAUUCUGUCUCUUGCCUAAACAUGGUUUUGUAGCACAUACUGUGCUAACGUGGGUUAACUCUCUCAUCCAAUAGUCAUCUUUCGACUGGCAGCCAGUAGAACAGAACAGUGACUAAUCACAUCGACUCGGCAGAUGGAGAUUGCAUCAUUUUCCCCUGCCACGUCAACCACCAGCAGUCAGUCAGUCAGUCAGCCAGUGAGUCAGCCAGUCAGUCCGAGUGAAAUGUCCACUUAUUCCCUCAAUCUGUCAAGAAGUUAGCGAGAGGCUGGGCUUGUUCCAGCUGAUAUAGAUGUCACCGUGCCCGGGUGUCGCCAGACAGACAGGCCUUUAGGCGUACACACACAUGGCCUAAUCUGCUUUGAAAGGCUGCUCUCCUCUGCUCAUCUACCCAUGUGUUUGUGUCAGUAGGCGUGCAUGCAGUAUACACUCACACACACACACACGCACACUGCCUUACAAACUGACAAACAUGCAUGCACACACACCCACACAUGCACACAGCCUUACACAAGGACACAUGCACGCCCACACACACACACACACAAACACACACACACAAACACACAAACACACAGAUAGACUAGUGCACACAUCGGAGAAACACAACCACACAUACACACACACACUGGAUGCAAACAUACAUGCGCAAAUUAGUGCAUGUGUAUGUGAAUGUGAGAUUCUCUCAUGAAACAUAUUAUGCAUCGAACAACACAUACAAUUGUAAAUGCACUCUCUUUAAAAUGCAUUCACACACACACAUGCUCUCCCCCCUCUGUUCAUCUCUCUCUGAUGCUGUGCCCCGGGCUGGCCGCGUUCCCCACCCGCCCCACCUCCUGUGCCCACAGCUCAACUUUGAUCUCUCGUUUGGAGUAGCAGGGGGUCCUGUGUGUGCACUCUCGGCGCGUCUGUGUUUGGGUGCGAAAUGCGUAUGAGUGUACGUGUUUACGGAAUCAAAGAGCUAUUGCGCUGCUCUCUGCGGUGAUACGUUCCACAAUGGUCUCUCUCUUGCUCUCUCUUCCCUUGAGCUGUACACUGAUGUGGGCACUAAUGUGUUCGAGUGCUUAUGCAUGUGCACACAGAACAACAAAAUGUGCAUGUGCACAUCUAAGCCGCUGUAAGACAACUGUAGACUCUUGUAGACCGGGGUUUGAGAUGUCAGGCCGCGGUGUGUGUCUGUGUGUGUGCAUUUGUGUGCGUGUUGGUGUCUGUCUUGCUACUUUACAUCCCCCAUUUAUUUUCCGAUCAUCCCUCUCUCGGUUUGCUUUCUCUGCGGCUCCCCUCUCAUUCGUCAGAGAGCGAGGUUGCGACCUCUGUCUGAAGCCGGUCUCCUGGGCCUCUCUCUUCCCCCAGCAUCUGUUGAAAGAUCACAGCGCUGCCUCCAUCCGCGGAGGCCGCCGUCCUCGCCUCCUCCUCCCCACAUUCGACUUCUCUUCUUUCGCUUAAGUCUCCAUGAUCUGUGUGCGCUCCCUCCUCCGUUCCAUCAUCCUGUCUGUCUGUCUGUGCAUCGCUUCACAUUCACCCCUACUUGCGCUCUCUCUCUCUCUCUCUCUCCCUUCAUUCUCUCCAUCAAACCGUCCGUCUUCAUUCUUCAAUAUCAACAGGCUCCCAUGGGUCAGUCCAGAGAGUCGUUGUGCCCAAUCCACUUGAAAGACAAUGCAAGACAGACCGCCCCCCCCCCCCCCCCCCCCCCCCUCUUUUGGACCCCACAGAAGUGCCGCAGAUUGAUUAUGGUCCGCCACGCCACACAAGACUUUGUCACUUUUCGGAUCGCUUAAACAAGGGCCCUUUUUGAGCGCAGAAAUAUGUGUUUACUCAUGUAUGCAGUAUCAUUUUAGAGUUAGAUUGAGUGUGGUAUGACUCCAAAUGUCUUUUUUUCAUUUUGUUUAUUUUGGGAGGGGUAGGGUGACAUUAUUUAAGCUAUGUUUGGAAGCGAACCAAAGUGUUUUUAUUUUGUAUGAUGCAAGAAAAUAUGUGAUGCGAGAAAAUAUAAGGAAUGUAACGGAUGACGGAAGAUGUAAAGUGAGGAAAAGGAAAGAAGGCACCUUUAUUUGCACCAUGUUUAGACUAUUUAUUUUUUAAAUGACAAUGUGCAAAGCUGAGCAGUAGCCCAUUUCUAGUUGUGAUUUUCUACAGUAUGCCUAUCCAUGGUCUGGUUUUGAUGAUCUUGUGAAGUAGGCGUAUGCCUGCCUCCCUGUCUCUGGGAGCUUCUCUUUCUGCCUGCGGUGUUGCCUGCCUGUGAUGUCAUCAUCAUGCGACCUGUUCCCACCAGUGACGUUUCAGGGCCGGUCAUGGGACUAUAUGGGGGUGGGUGGGGUGUGUCUUGGGGUAGGGAGAUGUUUAUGAAAAAAAAUUACGUUCUGUUAUUUUUUUCUGGUUUGAGCAAAUAUGUAUUGCGCCAAAAAUGUAUGUCAAUGAUUUUGAAAGAUUAAAUAUUUUUAAAUCA